Molecule: messenger RNA, 1509 nt
Organism: Lichtheimia ornata
Lineage: Eukaryota; Fungi; Mucoromycota; Mucoromycetes; Mucorales; Lichtheimiaceae
Exons: 3
Coding region: 1-1509 (502 amino acids)
Source: RefSeq, a predicted model, not a curated record
AUGCUUGCUUCUACUACUAAUAGUGGUGAUAAUUCACAAACGCUGACAGCAGCAGAAUUCUUGGCUGGUUCCAAUGAUACUCGAUCAUCACAGCAGUUUUUACAACCCAAUAGCAAUGACCCUGACAACGCCAAUAGCAACACAUCCAAGAAGAAAUCGAUGGAAAGGAUCUCACAAUUAUUUCAAAAGAAAUCCAAAAAGAAAUCCAUCAGCUCGUCACUCACACCAUCCUUCUCCUCCGUUUCUCUCUCCUCACCUCCUGUUCGAGCUAGUGUCAAACCAAAUCUUACCUCCGCUGCCAAGGACAUGAACACCACCAUUGCUAAUAAUUGUUACACCACCGAUACCCCCCAACCAGCAGCAACGACACUUUGCAACGACAACGAAUUAUCAGAACAACGCCCCUCCUAUGAAGGUGAAACCAAGUCCUCUCAAGAUGACAAACGUAAUGACGAAGAGGAAAAAGCAAGUCGAGACUCGUCGGCCAAUACAACUACCACAACCACAACCACCACUCCAACCUCAUCCAAUUCCCUCCGCAACACAGCUCCGCUGAAAACAAUGCUGGCAUGUCAACGCCAAGUAUUAGAAGAUUUGAAAGCAGAGCAUCAGCAAUAUGAGGAGGAUAUCAAAUCGCUUACUGAGCGUGUGGAACAGCUGAAGAGCAAACGUUGUCAGCGUAGUCAAGAUUUGAGCCAACUGAAAGCCAACUAUGAUACGCACGUGCAAUCCUUACGUGCUACAGGGGACGAUCUUCACAGCGUGAGAGCCAAAAUUGAGCAACUUAAACAAGGCAUGCAAGAGUUAGCAGCGGCUCUUGUGGAAAGGGCUGAUCAUACAGUGGCGACACGCGCUCUGGCCACCUUUUGGCUCAAUCUCAACAAGGCCAUUACCGACUUGGGGUGUCCUCUUUCUCCGCAACGGCUACAAAUGCUGACAGAGAAAUUCAUGAUGGAUGUCCUUGUACAAAACCUCAACUUGAAUGUGUUUCCCGGUCUCGACAUCAUCGAUCACUACAAUCAAUUACAAUAUUGGCUCGAAGACAAUUAUACAGAACAAUGCGCCAAUCUUCCUACACGCCUACGACAAGAAAUCGCCCUUGUCAUCCACAAGACCGAGUCCGAUAAGAAUAGCCAGGUGUAUAAAUCAAGACAUACAGCGCUCCAAAACAAUUGGAAGUAUCUAUACAGUGGCCUCGUCAAGGCAUAUCCCUUUGUGUAUCAACAUGAUAAGGCCGAGCCUGAUGUAAGGAAGCAUUAUGGUGCUCGCGUGCAAAUGUUGGUGGAACAAGCGAUUUCUCUUGGAUUGGCGAUCAAGGGGCAAGAAGAAGAUAUCACAGCAGCAGCCGUGGCAGAAGGAGAGCAAUCCUUUGAUCCAGAGACAAUGAUUGAUGAAGAUGGUCAGAAUUCAGGCACCGUUGUAUUUUGUAUUUGUCCUCCCUUUGUUGUAGGGAAUCUUGAUUCAGUAAGAACGUUACUUAAAGGUCGUGUGCUUUGCACAUCACAAUAA